GCCAGAGGGCGCCCGCUGUUAAGAUGGCGGCGGCAGCGCCAGGUCACGUUGUAGGGGCGGGAUCCUCCUCCUCUCGGUGACGGCGCGGCGGCGGGAUGGAGGUGGCGGCGCUGGAGCGCUUCCUCAGCCCGGGCAAGGGCAGCGGGCUCCGCUCCCGUCGGAAAGUGAGGCCCGGAGAGCUGCUCUACCGAGCCGAACCCUUCGCCUACGUGGUGACCAAGGAGCAGCUGGGCGGCGUGUGCGAGCACUGCUUGCAGAGGAAUGAACAUCUGCACAGAUGCUCUCAGUGCAAGGUUGCUAAAUACUGUGGUAAAUCAUGUCAGAAAAAAGCUUGGCUGGACCACAAGCGGGAGUGCAGAUGCCUUCAGAACGUCAAACCUAAUUUUCCUCCAGACUCUGUCAGACUUGCUGGCAGGAUUGUUUUUAAGCUACUUAGGCAAUCAUCAUGCCUUUCUGAGAGACUCUACUCUUUUUCAGAUCUUCAGUCAAAUGCUGAACAACUAAGUGAAGAAAUGAAAGAGGGCCUCAGGCACCUUGCACAUACCUUGCAACUGUAUCUGAAAGCAGAGAUCCAGGAUGCAUCUCACUUGCCACCUGCAAUUGACUUUUUUCAGAUCUUCACAAAAGUGACCUGUAACUGUUUCACCAUCAGUAAUGGAGAGAUGCAGGAUGUUGGUGUUGGCCUAUAUCCCAGCAUGUCUUUGCUGAAUCACAGCUGUGACCCAAACUGUGUGAUCGUUUUUGAAGGAUACCAGCUUUUACUUCGCUCCGUCCGAGAGAUCCAGAUUGGCGAAGAGCUCACCGUCAGCUAUAUUGAAUCACUGAUGCCCACCAGUGAACGACAGAAGCAGCUGAAGCGCCAGUAUUGCUUUGAAUGUGACUGUUGCCUCUGCCAGGAUCAAGAAAAGGAUGCUAAGAAAUUGGCAGGUGAAGAGGCUGCCUGGAAGGAAGUCAGAGAUGCUGUAAAUGAGGUGAAAUAUCCAAAAUCAAAAGAAGAAUGGGAAAAGGUUCUAGCAAAAUGCCAACAUCUCUUGAGCAGCCAUACCAGUCGUAUUCCAGAUACAAACAUCUAUCAGCUGAAACUGCUGGACUGUGCCAUGGAUGCCUGUAUUAACCUUGAAGCCUGGGAACAAGCUUUGUGUUAUGGCAGCAAGACACUUGGACCAUACAGGCUGUAUUAUCCUGAUUUCCAUCCACUGAGGGCUGUGCAGCUGAUGCGAGUGGGCAAACUGCAGUACAGUCAAGGCAUGUUACCACAGGCACUGGAGACCUUGAAACAGGCCUAUGAUAUUAUGAAGGUGACCCAUGGGACAGAUCACAGCCUGAUGCAAGCCUUGAUGGACUUAAAGGAACAGUGUGAAGCCAUCAUGAAAGUGCACUGAAUAAAAUCCAAGUCUGGAGAAUAGGACAUUCGAGGAGAAAUGAUUCAGAAUUCUUUUUGUUAUGUUAGGAAGUUUCUCAGUGAUUCUGGUAUCUUUUCAUCAGGUCCUACUUUCUUGACAAAAGUGUUUUUCUCUAUGAUCUUCUAGAUUGAGUUAAUGUGUGGAGGGAUAUGUGAUGUUUUCAGAAAGUUUUUAAAUUCUACAAGUCAAAAUGGUAGUAAGUAAGUCUUAGUACUUGAUCUUAAGACAUGCUGAUAAAACUACAAACUUAAACAUAAAGCAAGGAAAAAAAUAAUUUGUUUUUAUUUAAUAGCUAGAACCUCAAAUCCAAAUACUGCUGAAAGUAAGAAGAACUGAGAAUCAGAUUGGAAUCUCAGUGAUAUAGGACACAACUGCUGAGCUCCUCUCACAUGCUUUUUAGGUAAUGAUUUCUUUAUCUUUUCUGUUAUCUCUGAAUGAUCUCUGGCCUUACAUCUUAUGCUUGUUGACUAGAACACAGUUGUAUAUUUUUCCUACCAGACAGCCAAUUUAGAUGGUAAGACUUGAUUAUCCAUUUGCAACACAUGAUUUAAUUGAUAAUAAAUACAGAGAAACGCA
Coturnix japonica (Japanese quail) is the source of this 1979-nucleotide messenger RNA. RefSeq names its product SET and MYND domain containing 3 (gene SMYD3). Gene Ontology annotation, cellular component: nucleus. Lineage: Eukaryota; Metazoa; Chordata; Aves; Galliformes; Phasianidae. Gene Ontology annotation, molecular function: histone methyltransferase activity; protein binding. The record is from RefSeq and is a predicted model, not a curated record.